UUCUGCCUAAUUCAAAACAAAAAUAAGGUUGCAUUGGCAAUAUAACUUAUUUGGGUGAUCCUCGUUAGUGAGACUCACGACAGUGAACUAGACCAGACAUUCUAGGAGCAUGCUACUUCAGAAGAACAUGUAGAAGAUAAGUUGAUGGACGACUCUCCCCACCCCCAAUGUCUUCUUUGUUCACUUUUAUUUUCCAGUGUCGGAAGGAGAUUCCCAGAAAGAGAAAGGGACAUGGAAAAUGAGCCUUCCAGUAAUAUUUCUUUCUAAAAUGAGUAAUUACUACUCAUUGACUAAGUUAUGAUACUUAGACAAUAACAGGAACAAUGCUAGUAAAGUGAUAGCAAUCAUCUCCUCUCCUAACAGGAGGAAUUUAUUUUUAAGCUGAACUUUCUGCCUUGUCAUGCUCUUUUGAAUGCUUUAGAGAGAAUUUACUUUUCUAAGGAAAAAGCACCUAAUUGACUAGCUGACUAAGUAGCUGGAUCACUAGGAAGAAGAAGCCAGGAGGCAAUGGGUUGUGAGUUGCUAUUUUGCAGAUUUUAAAAGCCAGUGAUGGAUUUCUUAGAAAAAGCACACAAUAGAAGUGAAUGUACCACCAUGAGUGAGGAUGCAGCAGCCUUAUUUAGUGCAGGGUCAUUCUUCUGUCUUAGAAUUUGGUUCCAUGGGAGGGACUGGGUGCUUUAAAAGUACAACUGUGCUGAUGGUGUGCCAUCUAAGAAGAUGCUUAAGAAUGAAAAUAGAUUCUAUCUAGCAAUUGCACUUAAAACUAAAAUGAUUCACAAGAACAAUGAAAUUUGGAUACAUGUAGAACAAGUUACAACUGUAAUUUAAGAAAUCGUGCAGAGCCACUAAUAAACUUUUCCAAAAGUAUUUUAAAAUUAUUUCUGAAAGCCAUAAGUAAAGAAAAAUUCCUUUAGUGUUGCUAACGAUUAAACCAUAUAGAAGAUUUAUAAUGCCAUCUUUUUUUGAAACUGAAAUUUAUUUAAAGUCAUUCAUUAUUUAUAUUUUCUUUCAGUUCUAGUCCAAAGGAAAUUGGGUGCAUUUCUCUAACCAAGAGCAAUAUUAAAUGUUAGAGCUGUUUGAGAAAAGUGUCAUUUAUCCAUAACAAAAUUUCUCUAGGAACCGAUAUCAUAACCCUUUUCAUCUAAUUGACACUUGGGAAUAUUAAUUAAAUAUUUCUUCACUAAGCUAGGCUUUAAAAUUCAGAUUUGAUAGUGAGGAAAACCAAAGUUGAACAAUCAGGGUAUUAACAACUCUAGCAUAUGGACAUCUUUUCCUUCCGAAGCUUCUUGACCUUAUCCUCUUUAAAAACAAAGAAACAAAAACUCUCUUCCCAUCAGUUCCUUUCUGACUCCAUAUUGAUCGCAUCCUUGCCAAACCUGCUACCGUGAGAAUGUUAGGUUCAGGAGCUUUCAGAUCGUCAUUUUACUGAGGUGGAGUGAGAUGGCGAUAGCGCCUCGCUGGGCAAAAUGAGAAUUGAUAAUUCUGCAUCCUAUUCCUAAAGUCAAGGUUUCAAUUAAGCGCCUUCCAAAUCUCAUUUUCUAGGUCUUCUCUUGUAAAGGAAAAUCACCCUUUGCUCUGUAACAAUGCAGACAUGCUAUGUGCUUUCCUUCUUUUGUUUCUGUCCCAGAUUAGAAAGGAAGUUUGGUGGCGGUGAGGAGGAAAGAGAAUGAUCUGGUGAUGUACCAUUGCAAAACGCAUCCUAUAGAUUCUUUCUAGACCGCCAUGAGUCAGCCACCGACGGGGGGCGCUGCCCCUGCCACAGCCGCAGCUUCUGCCGCCACCGCUGCCACUGAGGCUCGCCUGCACCCAGAGGGCAGCAGCAGAAAGCAGCAGCGUGCUCAGUCACCUGCUAGACUGAGGGACAAUUCGGUCCGACAGAUAACCGCGGCCACCCGGUCCCCGGUAGGGACCGGCACUAAACUCAAUUCUGUUCGACAGCAGCAGCUGCAACAGCAGGGCAACAAGACCGGUAGCCGCACGGCGCCUCCUGCCACCUCUCGAGGAGGCGGAGGCGGGGCAGAGAAGGCCGCGCCCCUGGCGCCCAAGGGGGCAGCGCCGGGAGCUGUCCAGACCGCGGCAGGUGCUGAAGCGGCCCCCGCGGCAACCCUGGCCGCGGUGGGUGUCAGGAGGCCUGGUCCGUCCGAGGAGUCGCCCCGAGAGCUAGAGCCCGUGUCCUCUAAACUCGGGGAACCCCUUCCGCACGGAGAAGGAGGGGGAGGGGUUGGGGAAGGAGGAGGAGCCGGCAGCAGCUCCGGGGAAAGGGAGGGGGCCGCUCCUCAGCCGCCGCCGCCGCCCAGGGGCUGGCGAGGGAAAAGCGUACGCGCUCAGCAGAGAGGCGGCAGUGGCGGGGAGGGGGCCUCCCCUUCGCCAUCCUCCUCCUCUGCGGGCAAAACCACAGGCCCCGGCAGCAGAAACUCUGGGAUUGGCGUUGUAGGGGGUGGAGGCGGUGGCGGAGGGAGCUACUGGAAGGAAGGAUGUCUGCAGUCUGAGCUCAUCCAGUUCCAUCUCAAGAAAGAGCGGGCGGCAGCGGCGGCGGCCGCGGCUCAGAUGCACACUAAGAACGGCGGCGGCAGCAGUAACCGCAGCUCUCCGGUCGCUGGCGCCCCUACCAUUUGUGAGUCCCUCGCAGUCCCUUCUGCCUCCCCAAUGGCGGCAGCAGCAGAGGGCCCCCAACAGAGCGCAGAGGGCAGCGCGAGCGGAGGGUGCAUGCAGGCAGCGGCGCCCCCUUCGUCGCAGCCUCACUCGCAGCAGCUUCAGGAGCAGGAAGAAAUGCAGGAGGAAAUGGAGAAGCUGAGAGAGGAAAACGAGACUCUCAAGAACGAGAUCGAUGAACUGAGGACCGAGAUGGACGAGAUGAGGGAUACUUUCUUCGAGGAGGAUGCCUGUCAACUGCAGGAAAUGCGCCACGAGUUGGAAAGAGCCAACAAAAACUGCCGGAUCCUGCAGUACCGCCUCCGCAAAGCGGAGCGCAAAAGGCUCCGCUACGCGCAGACGGGGGAAAUCGACGGGGAGCUGUUGCGCAGCCUGGAACAGGACCUCAAGGUUGCAAAGGAUGUAUCUGUGAGACUUCACCAUGAAUUGGAAAAUGUGGAAGAAAAGCGAACAACAACAGAAGAUGAAAAUGAGAAACUGAGGCAACAGCUUAUAGAAGUUGAGAUUGCAAAACAGGCUUUACAGAAUGAACUGGAAAAAAUGAAGGAGCUAUCCUUGAAAAGAAGAGGAAGCAAAGAUUUGCCAAAAUCUGAAAAAAAGGCUCAACAGACUCCCACAGAGGAGGACAACGAAGAUCUGAAAUGCCAGCUGCAGUUCGUGAAGGAAGAAGCGGCUUUGAUGAGAAAGAAAAUGGCCAAGAUUGAUAAAGAAAAGGACAGAUUCGAACACGAGCUCCAGAAGUACAGAUCGUUUUACGGGGAUCUAGAUAGCCCUUUGCCCAAAGGCGAAGCUGGGGGUCCCCCCAGCACCAGGGAGGCUGAGCUCAAGCUACGGCUGAGGCUGGUGGAGGAAGAAGCCAACAUCCUGGGCAGGAAAAUCGUCGAACUGGAGGUGGAGAACAGAGGCCUGAAGGCGGAACUGGACGACCUGAGGGGCGAUGACUUCAACGGCUCGGCCAACCCCCUCAUGAGGGAGCAGAGCGAAUCCCUGUCGGAGCUGCGGCAGCACCUGCAGCUGGUGGAAGACGAGACGGAGCUGCUGCGGAGGAACGUGGCCGACCUGGAGGAGCAGAACAAGCGCAUCACCGCGGAGCUCAACAAGUACAAGUACAAGUCGGGCGGCCACGACAGCGCGCGGCACCACGACAGCGCCAAGACCGAGGCCCUGCAGGAGGAGCUGAAGACGGCGCGCCUGCAGAUCAACGAGCUCAGCGGCAAGGUCAUGCAGCUGCAGUACGAGAACCGCGUGCUUAUGUCCAACAUGCAGCGCUACGACCUGGCCUCGCACCUGGGCAUCCGCGGCAGCCCCCGCGACAGCGACGCCGAGAGCGACGCGGGCAAGAAGGAGAGCGACGACGACUCGCGGCCGCCGCACCGCAAGCGCGAAGGGCCCAUCGGCGGCGAGAGCGACUCGGAGGAGGUGCGCAACAUCCGCUGCCUCACGCCCACCCGCUCCUUCUACCCGGCGCCCGGCCCCUGGCCCAAGAGCUUCUCCGACCGGCAGCAGAUGAAGGACAUCCGCUCCGAGGCCGAGCGCCUGGGCAAGACCAUCGACCGGCUCAUCGCCGACACGAGCACUAUCAUCACCGAGGCGCGCAUCUACGUGGCCAACGGGGACCUGUUCGGACUGAUGGACGAGGAGGAUGAUGGCAGCCGCAUCCGCGAGCACGAGCUGCUCUACCGCAUCAACGCGCAGAUGAAGGCCUUCCGCAAGGAGCUGCAGACGUUCAUCGACCGCCUCGAGGUGCCCAAGUCCGCGGACGACCAGGGCACCGAGGAGCCCAUAUCCGUGAGUCAGAUGUUCCAGCCUAUCAUUUUACUUAUUCUCAUUCUUGUAUUAUUUUCAUCACUUUCUUACACAACAAUAUUUAAACUUGUCUUCCUUUUUACACUGUUUUUUGUACUGUAAAUCUUUCAUCAUUUACCAUUCAUUGUAGUGUUUCAGUUUGUUUAUUUUGUUCACCCUUCAAGACAAGAAGUAAAAGAAGUAUAAUUUCUGUAGUAACCAAUGCUAUAAAAACACUGAAGACUGCUUAUUUCUUUAAAAAGACACAUCUUACUACCACCAAUUUCAAUAAGAAGCCCAAGCAUUAAAAAUUUCAGGAUCUAACACUGCACCUGGUAAAUGUGUUUAAAGAGUAAAGGAAGAAGGGGCUGAAAGAUUAUACAAGCAAGAAGUCAGAAGCCACCCCGUCUCAUCUAUAGCCAGGGUUGGCAGAGCGUAAUGUGAUUAAAUCAAUAACUGCUUUGCGGCGCUUCAAGAUCAUCCUUCAGACAUUUAUGGUAAAUUAAAUGUGCAAUGGUAUACUGAAGGCAAAGUUGGUGCAUUUAGCCCCAGAUUUUUUCCAUUGCCAAGUUAAAUUUCUUCUGUCUUCAUAUUCUGACCCAGGAAUUACAUUAUUUAGGGAUACAAGCUUCUUCAGAUAAGCAGCAUCAAGAUAAAUACUGUGUCAUAGGACUCCUGUGUUAUACUUGGAAGAUGAAGUAUUAUCUCCCUCAUUUGGACUUAAAGGAAAAUUCAAUUUAAGAUCUGACAAAGCCAGGAAUCAAUGUCUCACACCCUAAACUCUUAUCCCUGGGUUCUAUUCCCUCCCUUGAACUCCUUGGAAUUUUAAAUUUCAAGGUCCUCCCCCAGGAAUGAGAAGACCUGGAUUCUAUUCCUGGCGUUGCUAGUAACUGGCUUUGUGACCUUGAGCAAAUGACUUAACAUCAGGGCCUCUUUCCUCAGCUGUAAAAUGAGAAGCUUGGCAGGACGAUGUCAGGGGUUCUUCCUGGCUACAAAAUUCUAUGAGUCUGGAAGCACCUGCUAGUGAUGUUUUGCACCCAAUAUUCCUCUUUCUCCCUUUCCAAGAUGUUUUAGUCUGUGGCUUAAUAUCAUCAUUUAUAAAGACCUUUUCCAACCCUUUCCAGGAUUUUCCUUUUUGUUUCU
This is a messenger RNA of Camelus dromedarius (Arabian camel), 5580 nucleotides long. It is a transcript of the gene MTCL3, whose product is annotated as MTCL family member 3. The record is from RefSeq and is a predicted model, not a curated record. Lineage: Eukaryota; Metazoa; Chordata; Mammalia; Artiodactyla; Camelidae. The coding region runs from base 1723 to 4560 and encodes 945 amino acids. Gene Ontology annotation, biological process: regulation of autophagy. The transcript has 7 exons.